AGUGUACUGCGUGUGAUGAUGGGGUGCAGAGCUGUGUGCCUCGCCCUGCUGGGCCUUCUGGCUGGAGCCUACGCACAACCAUGUCUGCUCAUUACUCCCAAUAUUCUGCGCUUGGAGAGUGAGGAGACCCUAGUGGUGGAUGGGCAGAGUCGGGCAUUCGAUGUUGAUGUGGAGAUCCAGGACUUUCCCAAGAGGCAGUUCAGUUUGGCCAAGCAAAAAGUUUCCCUUAACAGCGCCAACAAAUAUCUUGGCACGGCAGUGGUCAAGAUUCCUUCUAAGGACAUCCUGAAUGACCGGAGUACAAAACAAUUUGUGUACGUUUCAGUAAAGUCUCCCGUGUGUAAUCUAGAGAAAGUCGUCCUGGUGGGUUACCAGAGUGGAUAUGUCUUUAUACAGACGGACAAGACCAUCUACACUCCGGGAUCUAAUGUUCUCUACCGCAUCUUUUCAAUGGAUUAUAAAAUGUCCCCGGUGAACAAAGCCGUCAUUGUGGAAUUCCUGACUCCCGAAAACAUUAUUGUUAAGAGGGAUACCAUCAAACACGAUUCAUCCUCUGGUAUCCUCUCUCUGUCCUUUAGGCUGCCUGAGCUUGUCAGCUUGGGGACAUGGACCAUAGCAGCAAAAUACGAAGACACUCCGCUCCAGAACUAUACUGCACAUUUUGAUGUGAAGGAAUACGUCUUGCCAACAUUUGAGAUCCAACUGAUUCCAGACCAAAAAUUCUUUUACAUUGAUGAUAAUGAAUUUAUUGUAGACAUCAGAGCAAAAUUCCUCUAUGGGAAAAAUUUGGACGGUUCAGCAUUUGUAUUAUUCGGAGUGAUGAAGGAUGGUAUAAAGACCAGCUUUCCAAAUACCCUUAGGAGAAUUGAGAUUGAAAGUGGAGAAGCUACGGCUACCUUAGAGAGAAAAGAUUUUAUAAAGAACUUCCAGAACGUUGAUGACAUGCUGCAGUUCACUCUGUAUAUGUCUAUCACGGUGGUUACUGACUCAGGCAGCGAAAUGGUGGAAAGCGAGUUAGAAAAUAUCCACAUUGUGAAAUCUCCGUAUAAAAUCCACUUCACCAAAACCUCCCAGCAUUUCAAGCCUGGAAUGCCCUUUGACCUUACGGUGUUUGUCACAAACCCCGAUGGUUCUCCAGCCAAUCGGAUCCGGGUGGUGGCUGAACCAGGAAGAGUUGAAGGUUUGACUGGAGCCGAGGGAACGGUCCGACUGACACUGAACACAGCUGCCAAUCUAAACCGUCUGCCAAUAACUGUGAAAACAUCUCAGGGUUUGCAAGAUGAGAGAGAAGCCAGCGCAACGAUGACAGCGACCGCGUACAACUCAAACGGCAAUUACCUCCAUAUUGGUAUCACCGCUGCUGAAGUCAAACCCGGAGAAAACCUUGCCGUGAACUUCAACAUCCGUAACACCAAUCCAGCACUUCAAAACCAAAUCCAGCACUUCACCUACGUGAUCAUGAACAAGGGCAGGGUGCUGCAAGCAAACAGACAAGUACGGCUGGCUGGCCAGUCCUUGGUGACCAUGUCUCUCCCAAUCACAGAGCAAUUCAUACCAUCAUUCCGCUUGAUUGCAUAUUACUUCUUAGGAAAUGAAAUUGUGGCUGACUCCAUCUGGGUGGACGUGGCAGAUACCUGCAUGGGAACGUUGGAGGUGACCGGUAACACGGAACGAGACAAUAAAGUUCAAAGUCCCGGUUCUACCAUGAAGCUGAAGCUGAGAGCAGAUCACAAGGCCAGCGUGGGAUUGGUAGCUGUAGACAAAGGAGUCUACGUACUGAACAGCAAGCACAAGAUGUCCCAGAACAAGGUGUGGAGCUCGGUGGAGAAUUCAGAUAUUGGCUGUACACCUGGAAGCGGUCUAAAUAGCAUGUUGGUGUUUUCUGAUGCUGGCUUGGCCGUGCAAUCCAGUACAAAGGCUACCACUGAGCAGAGAUCAGAGCCUCAAUGUAAGUCUCCUCCAGCCCGGAAAAGGCGAUCCACAGCCCAGCUGAUCGAAAUUAAAAAUUCGUAUGCCGCCAAGUAUCAAGAGCCAGAAAGACAAUGCUGCAAAGAUGGCAUGAGGGAGAAUCUUAUGGGUGACAACUGUGAGCUCAGAGCAACCCACAUUACAGAGGACCAGAAGUGUGUGGACGCCUUCCUGGACUGCUGUGUCUACAUUGAGAAGAAGAAAGCAGAAGAAAGAGAAGGGAAAGAAGUUGACAUUUUUGGAAGAAGUGAUGAUGAUGAUAACUACAUUCCCGAUGCUGAUAUUGUGUCCAGAAGUGAGUUCCCUGAAUCCUGGUUUUGGAAGAUAGAAACAAUGAGCGAAAGACCAACCAAUGGGAAAAUUUCAACCAAAGUGCUCAACGUAUUUUUGAAAGAUUCCAUCACCACCUGGGAGGUCCUCGCUGUUAGUCUUUCAGAAAAUAAAGGUAUUUGUGUUGCAAAACCCUAUGAAAUCCAAGUCAUGAAAGACUUCUUCAUUGACCUGAAGCUGCCUUAUUCUGUGGUGAGGAAUGAACAGGUGGAGAUCCGUGCCAUUCUCUACAAUUAUGGAAACAGCAAAAUCAAAGUCCGAGUGGAAUUUACUCACAACCCAGAGUUCUGCAGUCUGUCCAACUCCAGAGCAAAAUACCGUGUGGCAAUUGACAUCAACCCCCUUUCCUCCGUUUCUGUUCCUUUUGUCAUUGUCCCUCUGAGUCUGGGUCUGCAUGACGUAGAGGUGAAAGCUGCCGUCCAAAACCAGUUCUUGGCUGAUGGUGUCAAGAAAAAGCUCAAGGUUGUGCCGGAAGGAGUUCGUCUUACAAAGAAUAUCAAGACUGUGAUCCUGGAACCACUUGUGAAAGGGCAAGAUGGGGUCCAGAAAGAGUUGAUCUCCCCAUUGAAUGAGAAAAAUAUCGUGCCUCGGACAGAAGUUGAGACAAUUGUAACCAUUCAAGGAACUCCAAUCACUCAAAUGGUGGAAGAUGCCAUAGAUGGCUCCAAUCUCAAUCCUUUAAUUGUUGUGCCACGUGGUUGUGGAGAGCAAAACAUGAUUACUAUGACGCCUAGUGUAAUCGCCACAAUCUACCUGGAUGCUACAGGCCAGUGGGAGAGAGUAGGUCUGAACCGAAGAGAAGAAGCCAUCAAGAACAUCAAAACAGGUUAUGUACAGCAACUCGUUUACCGCAAAGCAGACAAUUCCUAUGCUGCUUUCAAGGAGAGGCCAGCCAGCACAUGGCUAACGGCAUACGUGGCCAAGAUUUUUGCCAUGGCCCGUCCCUUUAUGGACAUAGAAGCUAAUGUCCUGUGUGGUGCCAUUAAAUGGCUGAUCCUGGAGAAACAGAAACCAGAUGGAUUGUUUAAAGAAGAUGCUCCAGUAAUUCAUCAGGAGAUGAUCGGUGGAUUUAAAGGAUCAAAAGAACCAGAUGUUGCCCUCACAGCCUUUGUCCUCAUUGCUAUGUUGGAAAGCGAGGCCGCCUGUACUCCACAUGUGAAUAACCUGAGACUUAGUAUUGAAAAGGCAUCCAGCUUCCUGCUGGGCCAGUAUCCAACUCUUAAAAAACCAUAUUCCAUUGCAGUUGCCUCAUACGCCCUUGCUAUGGCUGGAUCCAUCGACAAUUCAGCUAAACUGAUGUCUGUGGCAACAGACAAAGUCCAAUGGGAAGAACCAGGAGCUCGGUUCAUUUCUCUGGAGGGCACAGCUUACGCUCUGCUUGCUCUACUGCGUUUGAAAGAAUAUGAACUCACUGGGCCAAUUGUACGCUGGCUGACCGAACAAAGAUUCUAUGGAACAGUGUACGGAUCUACACAAGCCACCAUCGUUAUGUUCCAAGCCAUGGCUCAGUACCAGAUAGAUGUCCCAUCGGCUACCACUUUAGAUAUGGAUGUGUCUAUCCAACUUCCAGAAAGACAACAAGCCACACGGUAUCGCCUCAAUAUUGGUAAUGCACUGCUUGCACGCUCUGCUGAGACCCGACUGAACAAGGAGUUUGAGGUGACUGCAACAGGCAAAGGACAAGGAACACUGACAGUCAUGUCAGUGUAUCAUGCUAUUGUGACAGAGAAAGAACGGCAAUGCAAAAACUUUGAUUUGACCGUCAAAGUUGAAGAAGAACCACAUGUUAAGAGACCAGAAGGGGCUUUCUCAACUAUUUCACUGGAGAUCUGCGCAAGAUUUUUGAGUGACCGGGAUUCCACCAUGUCUAUUAUUGACAUUUCCAUGAUGACUGGAUUCUCUCCGGACAUUGACAGCCUUAAUAGGCUAUCAAAAGGUGUGGACAAAUAUAUCUCCAAAUAUGAGAUUAACAAGGGAGCGACGGAGAAGGGAACACUUCUGUUAUAUCUUGAUAAGAUUUCUCACAAGAGGCACGGAUGUGUGAAAUUCUAUGCACAUCAGAUCUUUCAAGUGGGUCUUAUCCAGCCAGCUUCUGUCACAGUGUAUGACUAUUACACCCCAGAAAGCCGAUGCACAAAAUUCUACCAUUUUGAUGACGGCAGCAAAUUACUGGGGAGGAUCUGCAGGGACGAUGUAUGCCGAUGUGCUGAAGCAAACUGCUUCUUGCAGCAACAGCUUGAAGGUCAAAUUACGGCAGAGGAAAGGAUGGAGAGAGCUUGUAAACAAGGAGUGGACUAUGUAUACAAGGCGCGACUGGAUAAGGUUGAACCAAAUGAUAACUACGAUAAUUACGUCAUGACCAUAGUCAAGGUCAUCAAGCUAGGUACAGAUGAGCGCGUUCAGGGCAAUCAAAGGAACUUCAUCAGUCACAUUAAAUGCCGUAAAUCCUUGGAUUUGAAGCAAGGACGGGAGUACCUGAUUUGGGGAAUCGGUGGUGACCUUUGGGACCAGCCGUCUGGAUACUCCUACAUUAUCGGGAAAGACACAUGGAUCGAAUGGUGGCCAAACAACAGAGAAUGCCAGAACCGAGCUAAUGAGAAGCUAUGUGAUGACUUUGCAAUCCUUGCUGAAAAUCUGGAGAUUAAUGGCUGUCCAUCAUAAAGU
This is a messenger RNA of Nanorana parkeri, 4962 nucleotides long. RefSeq names its product complement C3 (gene C3). The transcript has 42 exons. Gene Ontology annotation, cellular component: extracellular region. Lineage: Eukaryota; Metazoa; Chordata; Amphibia; Anura; Dicroglossidae. Gene Ontology annotation, molecular function: endopeptidase inhibitor activity; protein binding. The coding region runs from base 16 to 4959 and encodes 1647 amino acids. The record is from RefSeq and is a predicted model, not a curated record.